AAUAUCGAUUAUUUAAAUCAGUCUAGUUUUCUAGCACAGGAGAAUGACACAACAUAUUCUGUCAAGAUUAUAUUCUCGAAAAGGUUCCUUAUUCUGCUUCUGAGUUUCGAUAUUUUUCGUGUUGCAUGUCUACUGUUAAGAAUGUUUCAAAACGAAGUUCCACUUCAAAAGAACCAGUUGCUUCGCGAGUUACCGCAAAGAAAAGCACUAAAGAAACGACAAAUAAACCCAAGAGCGAAGCGCAAAAAAAACCAUCAUCCAAACCGGCAGAGGAAAAAGACUUAAGUAAAAAAUCUAACCAAUCCGCCAAAGCGGUAGCAAGUGUACCACCAAAGAAAACAAUUGAGAAAAUUAUAGAAAAACGCAAUGUUUCCGGAGCACCUAAACAGAGCACGACUGGCAAAGCUAAGCCUUCGACCAAAACAAAACAACAAUCAACUUCUAGCAGUAGAGUUACGCGAUCGGAAUACUAUCCAAGUAAAAAUUUAUUUUCCAAUGCACUGAAAUCCGUAGAAAAGCCACCAAAACCUCUGGAUGAAGACGAGGACAGUAGUACGAAAAAAUCCACUAAAGCUAAAACUGAAAGCUUUAACCGAUUAGGAAGAUCACACGCAAUUAAUAGUCCUUCUAGAGCGGCUUCCAAAUCUGAAAUUAAAUCACCAACAUUAAAACCAAAGGAAAACAAAAGAGAAUUAAGGCAAGCAAUUGAGAAAGUGCAAGCAAGUGACUCAGUGUCUGAAACAAGUUCAUUGCUAGAUAGACCUCGAACCGCAACAUUAAGAAAAGGCAGUAUUGUGAAUGAAAACAUUGUAGGACCUGAAGCGCCAAAGACGAAAAAAAAUAUUCCCCUUAUAAAAGAAGCUUUAACCAACAAUAGAGAAAUAGCAUCGAACUCAGUAACUCCGGAGGAAAACUAUGAAGAAGAUUUCGAAUCUUACGAGUCGGAUUUCGAUGUUGCAUCUUCAAGUGAAGACACCACCAACUUAGACAUUAUUUCACGACAAAGUGGUUCCAUUAGCAGCAGUGGUGAAGAUAUAUCAGAAAAACGAGAAACGUCUCCCAUAUUUCUUCAGAAGGAUCCCAAGCGACUUUCUUCGGCAGGUACAGACGAUGAGCGCAAACUGGAUUCAGGAACAUUUGAGCUUUCCGAUUUCAAGCAUCGACAAAUACUGAGAUACAUUGAAGACACUGUUAAGAAAGAAGAUGCUAUUCUCGAACACGAUAGUUCCAAAGAGCUCAACAAUCCCGCUUCAUUAUCAGAUGAAGGUUUCGAAGAUCAAAAGUCCUUGCAGUUCAUCAACUUUGCCGAUGCAAAGAAGAAAUGUGAACAACGGAGAGCGAGCGCAGCUAGAAGGAAAAGAGGUCAGGAACUUAUCAGCAUGAUAAAAUUGGAUGCUAUGAACUUCACGAUCUUUGAUUCGCCUGCUGUGUCUUAUGAUGUUUAUAUUAAGAACUACGGAAAUAGAAGUUCGGUGCAAGCAUCACUACAAACUGGGGAAGAUGACAUAUCUGAAGAAGUCCAAACGGAAGUUAUUGACGAAGUCAGCAAGUGGACUCAGAUGCCAAAUAAAUUUUCAACUUUUGAGGAGAACACCGAAGGAUUUUGGACGAAUUAUAAGUGUGAGUACUUGGGAGUUGGAGCACAAAAUCAAUCUGAAGCUACUCCAGUAAUUAACCAAGUUCGACUGACGAAUUUUAUGAAAAACUCUAGUGAGCUGAUGUUGCAAAUAUUGGCAGAAAAAAAGCUGAGCAGCAUGGAGAAUGUGAGGAAAAACAAAAACAAUAUCCCCUACAGUAGGGGCUACUUGCAAUUUAACACUUCACAGGAAAUGUUCAGAAACACCACAGUUAGUAAGGUUUUGGUUGUUCCUGGAAAAAUCAGUCCGAUUAUGUCUGUGCACAGAAGAACGAAGGUGGAACUGGAUUUGAUUGGGUCAAUAGUGUGUAUUUGGGAUACAGCCGAUCUAGAAGCGCCUAGAAGAGUUUUUGUGGCUUUUGGUGAAGUUUGCUGUGCAACUUUCUCAGGGGAUUGUGAAAAUUAUGUCUUGGCAGGCCAACAUGAUGGAGCUAUAUUAGUGUGGAAUGUUGAAGAAAAACGAAGAUUGUAUGAUAUAUCGAAUCAAACUCCUUCUUUUGUUACUCCUAUUGGCUCUAGUCACUUUGCCAAAGUUAUCUCGGUACAAACGGUUUCCGAACACCCAGGUUUCAAAUCUGGGGAAUCCGUGGAGGAUGAGAUUUGUUCGUUGGACGAAUCAGGAAAAAUUAUUAUAUGGACGCUUUACUCAGAAUCCGAAUCAGCACAGUCAAUUAAUGGUGUAUUGCUGAUAAAUACACAUACGAUCAAUUUACCCGUUUUGUAUCCAGAAUUGUCUGACUUUGUGUGUUCUGAUUGCAUUCUAAUGGAUGACCACAUUUAUGUUUCAACCAAUUAUGGAUUUAUAUUACACUGUUUAGUUAAAAGCAACCACUCCAAUGUUAAGAAGGUUUUCUCUUCAGAAUCCCAUAUUGGCUCCACCUGCAUGGAAAACUGUCCAUUUUCUCCUUUGUACUUUGUCGCUGGCUAUUCAAAUGGAGAUAUUUCCUUAUUCACCCGAUCAACCCAGAGGCCUUUGCUAGUGUUGCAAAAUAAAGAGCAAAUGGAAAGCAGCAGUACACAAAUAAUCCGUUGGUCCACAACGAAACCUUUCCUAUUUUAUGUGAAGGAUUUGGAAAAUACCGUUCAUGUCUGGGACCUCCAGAAGAGCGAUUUGUAUCCUGAAUAUUCCGUUAAAUUUCCUGAGAACAUCACUUGUUUCACGCUUUCAAAUGUCCCAAAUAGUGGCAAGAGCGAUGAAAUGGCUUUUAUGUUAAUUGGAACUGAAGAUGGAAAAUUGUAUCUACAUUUAUUGAGCGGGGACUACGGAACACAAAGCUUGGAAUCGUACCAUGAAGAUGUUAAAAUAUUUUUGAACUAUGUCAAUCGCUUGUAAUAAAUAUUUUCUACUUUCAAAUUUAAAUAAAUGCUGUUAUAAUAAAA
Molecule: messenger RNA, 3016 nt
Organism: Dendroctonus ponderosae (mountain pine beetle)
Lineage: Eukaryota; Metazoa; Arthropoda; Insecta; Coleoptera; Curculionidae
Product: cytoplasmic dynein 2 intermediate chain 1
Exons: 6
Coding region: 126-2969 (947 amino acids)
Biological process (GO): intraciliary transport
Cellular component (GO): cytoplasmic dynein complex
Molecular function (GO): dynein heavy chain binding; dynein light chain binding
Source: RefSeq, a predicted model, not a curated record